UUAGUUAAGUUAUGCAUCGGUCAAAACAUUAUUUUGUGUGUAAAAGAAUAUCAAUCGCAGGCGCAAAAAAUAAAUUCGCGAAGAAGUUUAUAUUUUUAGCAGUCGGUGGAAUGUGUUCAUUGUGGUUGGUCACUAAUUCAAACUGAAAAUUUUUUUGCGAUUCUUUUCCGAAUUAUUUUUUGACAAAUUGAGCAGAAAUUGAGGAGAAACAAUGGGCAUAUUAACGACACAGGACAGUGCUAGAUCAUUUUCAACUUAUGUUGCGCUUUUCGGUCUCGCCCUGCUGAUAACUUCAGCAAUUUAUUUGAAGAACCUCAACAAAUGGGAAGAACACCAUGCUUGCGUGGAAACAAUACCGGAAAAUGAAAAAUUUUCAGCUGACAUUCUGUGUUCGAACUAUUACGCCUGGCGACGUGCAGCUAUCAUCGGAAUCAUUAUCGGUGUCAUGGACGUACUUCUCUUACCAUUUCUUCUAUGCUGUGGCUGUUGCCUCGUCUGUGGCUGUACGGCACUGUUUUGUGCAUGCAUGAAAUGUCAACCUGAUGAUUCAUUUCCCUUUCGCAAUCAAAAUGCUGGAAAUACAACGGAGAACCGAACAGCGUCACCCACUAAUGAGGUCGAAUUAAUACCACCAGCUACAAACGCCGCCACAGAGCCAGCAACCACCGAUGAUGAUGAUGAUGUAGAUCUGUUCGCCAAAUGUAAUUUGAAAAAUUUGCCGAAACCGCUGAUGACGCUUCUGAAUGUGAUUGGAUGGUCGGUGUGGGUAUUGCUUCCGUUUGUCGGCACAUUGUUGAUUGUAAUUUGGAUAAGCGAUAAAGAAGCUAUUCGUACGCGAGACGACGAGUUGUACCGGUCGGCGUUGACAGUAUAUGUGGUCGCUUUGUUGAAUUUGAUGGUCUUCUAUCAAAAGUUCAUUGACAGUGUGUUUCAACGAUGCUGUGGAUCGAAGAAAAAGGAAAAGAAGGAAGAAGAGCCACCGGUUGAAGUGUGAGGCGAUA
This is a messenger RNA of Bradysia coprophila, 1001 nucleotides long. RefSeq lists its product as uncharacterized. NCBI's taxonomy places the organism in Eukaryota, Metazoa, Arthropoda, Insecta, Diptera, Sciaridae. The record is from RefSeq and is a predicted model, not a curated record.